Messenger RNA from Bactrocera neohumeralis, 4357 nucleotides. RefSeq lists its product as uncharacterized. Lineage: Eukaryota; Metazoa; Arthropoda; Insecta; Diptera; Tephritidae. Bases 3659 to 4357 code for a protein of 232 amino acids. Gene Ontology annotation, cellular component: nucleus. The transcript has 3 exons. The record is from RefSeq and is a predicted model, not a curated record.
UCCAAAAAAAUUACGUCCAAAUAUGCCCCUCCAUAAUGCGAUCCUUUGUGCCAAAUUUCACUUUAAUAUCUUUAUUUAUGGCUUAGUUAUGACACUUUAUAGGUUUUCGGUUUCCGCCAUUUUGUGGGCGUGGCAGUAGGCCGAUUUUGACCAUCUUCGAACUUAAGAAGAGAAAUACGUGUACUAAGUUUCAUCAUGAUAUCUCAAUUUUUACUCAAGUUACAGCUUGCACGGACGGACGGACAGACGGACGGACAAACAGACAUCCGAAUUUCGACUCUACUCGUCACCCUGAUCACUUUGGUAUAUAUAACCCUAUAUCUGACUCUUUUAGUUUUAGGACUUACAAACAACCGUUAUGUGAACAAAACUAUAAUACUCUCCUUAGCAACAUUGUUGCGAGAGUAUAAAAACGAAUAAGUGAAAUGCUAGUGGAUAUAAAAGUGCAAAAUAUAAGUCUAGUAUUAAUUUUAAAUCGAAAAAAUAUGUAAUUCAAACUGAGGUAAUGUGCAACUUUAAUCGCAAAUAAAUAUAUUAUUGAUCUGGAGAACCUCCUCUAUCAGCCCAUUUGAUCACGAAAUCCUGGGACGGUAUUCUAAAGCCGACCCCACAAUUCACAGAGCAUCUAUUUCUGAAAGUUAUAUAUUAUGAUAUCAAAACUAAAUAAAAUAAGGUGAAAGUGUUGCCUAGCCCUCAUAUAUCUUUUAUACCAAAUAUUUCCGAUUGGUUUUACGCCGUAUAAAUCGGUCAUUUUGUAAAAUGUCUUAGCAAAAUUAAGUAAUCGGGGGUGUUGUGAAAUUCAAGACAGAAUUGCUUAGCUGUCAGAAUUGCAAACCAAUUCUGAUUUAAAAUGGUGUCACAGAAUCUGAUUGGAUUUUCGUUUUUUCGAACAUAUGCAAAACCAAUUUUCGAAUCAGCUGUUUACUUAUGUGACAAAUGUUGUGAAUGCAAUUUGAAUAAAAUUUGAAAUGAGUUCGGCAAUAUUAGCUUUCGUUUUAUUAGAGGAAGAAAGAAAUGAAAGAAUUAAACGUAAAAUAUUAAGGGAUCUUAGUAACCCACUUAAUGCUCCAGGAGAAUCGUAAGUAGAAUUUAUCUUGUAUUUACUUGUGUGUUACUUUACGCGCUUACUUUACAGAUUCAUAUCACAUUAUCGGCUGAAUAAAGACGCAUUUAUUAUGGUGUUAAAUAUAAUAGAACCACAUUUGCAGCCCUCGACUAUUCCACCGAUAAUUCAAUUGGCAGCAACACUGCGUUUUUUAGCAGAAGGGGCUUACCAACGGGGAGUAGGCCGUGAUUCUUGUAUCAGUUUGGCAAGAAGCACGGUGUCGCAGAUUUUAACAAAAGUGAUGUGCCUCUUAGAGAAUUACAUUUGCGGUCAGUGGGUAAAACUUUCUAUGGAUGAAAGCGAAAAAUUGAUUUCAAGAAAUCACUUUUUUGGAAAGUACAAAAUACCCGGAAUAGUGGGUUGUAUAGAGUAACACAUAUAAAAACAAGUAAGGAAGGGCUAAGUUCGGGUGUCACCGAAUAUUUUAUACUCUCGCAUGAUAAAGUGAUAAUCGAGAUUUCAUUAUCCGUCAUUUACAUAUUUUUCAAAUACCGUAUUUGCGUAAAGUUUUAUUCCGCUAUCAUCAUUGGUUCCUAAUGUAUGUAUAUAUUGUACAGAGAAGGCAUCAGAUGGAAUUCAAAAUAGCGUUAUAUUGGAAGAAGGCGUGGUUGUGAAUUGCUUUCACCCAUACUUCGUACACGUCAACAGGGUCAUAUCUCGGAAACUACUAUAGCUAUGUCAACCAAACUCUACAGAGUCGUUUCCUUCAGGCAUUUCCAUAUACAGUUUAAAAAUGGAAGAAAUCGGAUAAUAACCACGCCCACCUCCCAUACAAAGGUUAUGUUGAAAAUCACUAAAAGUGCCUUAACCGACUAACAAAACACGUCAGAAACACUAAAUUUUACAAAAGAAAUGGCAGACGAAAGCUGUACCAAGGCUUUUUUUUAAAUUUGAAAAUGGGCGUGGCGUCGCCCACUUAUGGACCAAAAACCAUAUCUCAGGAACUACUCCACCGAUUUCAAUGAAAUUCGGUAUAUAAUAUUUUCUCAACAUCCUGAUGACAUGUAAGAAAUAUGGGUGAAAUCGGUUCACAACUACGCCUUCUUCCAAUAUAACGCUAUUUUGAAUUCCAUCUGAUGCCUUCUCUGUGUAAUAUAUAUGUAUGUACAUUAGGAACCAAUGAUGAUAGCGGAAUAAAACUUUACACAUAUAAGGUAUUUGAGCUGAGGUAACCCUUGUGGAAAAAUUGUCGUGAUCGGACUAUAACUUUUCAAGGUCCCUGAUAUCGAACACGAAGAACUCAGUGCCUAACCUAACAUAACCUAAUUUUUCACGGAAAAUAUCGGUAAAUCUCUCAGACAUUUUAAUGUAAUUCAGAGGGCAUCAUUUUUAUACUCUCGCAAAAAAGUUGCUAAUAACAGUAUCUCGAUUAUCACUUUAUCAUGCGAGAGUAUAAAAUGUUCGGUGACACCCGAACUUAGCCCUUCCUUACUUGUUUUUUCGAAAGAUUUGUGACAACGAUAUGCAAAUACGUGCAGUUGAUGCGCGGUAUCCCGGUUCAAGUCAUGAUGCUUUCAUCUGGGGUAUGAGUCACGCUAAACAAUAUUUCCGUACACAGUAUGAGAGUGGGCAGCGUUCAUUGAGGUUGCUGGGCGAUUGCGGCUACGGAAUUGAACCAUUUUUGUUAACACCUUAUAGAGAUCCACAGUUUAACUCAAUGGAGUAUAAGUUUAACAUAGCACAUACGGCUGCACGGAAUAUUGUGGAAAGGACAAUCGGAGUUUUAAAGAGCCGUUUCCGAUGUUUAGUGUCCACAUUACAUUACCGCCCUGAAAAAGUGGUUAAAAUUGUAAACGUCUGUUGUGCCUUACACAACAUCUGCAGACGUUACAACAUUGAAUAUAAUCAGGAAGUAGUAAUUAUUGCAAAUGAGACUGACGAUGACAAUUUUUUUCACUCUGAUAAUGGUUCAAUGCAGAGCGAAGGCCGGAGAAUAAGAGACGAAAUAGCAAAUACUUUUUUCUUAAUUUUAAAUAUAACAGUCUUCAGACUAAACUAAAAUCAGUCAUAUAAAUUCAGGUACUUUAAGUAUAUUUCACAACCAGGAUCUUUAAUUAAAUAAUAUACUUAAUAAUUAAUCAUUUUUUUCGUUAUAUUGUCUUUUGUGUUCAAACUUGAGAACUUCGAGAUUUAGUUGUUCUUUUUUAAUCUAAUUUUUUUUCCACAAUCAGCCCUAUCACGCAAUCCAUCGUAGACUGUUUUUUCGGGAAAGUUACGAAACUGCUAUCAUGCAAUUCGAAUAGUUCCGAAAGUAAGUUCGAAAUUCGUAGAGUUGCAUUCACUGAAUUCACUCGGAACGGAAAAUUUUUAAGUUUAGCGGAAUUUUUGUACGACAGGUUUGUGGUAACGGAGAAAUAAAUUUAAAAAAAGAAAAAUGUAAGUUUUAAAUUAAAAAUAAAUAUGUUUUAGUUUGAAUUCAAUUAAAACUUGUUUUAAAACUUUUAAUUGAAUUCAAACUAUAACAUAUUAUCAAUUAAAACUUUUAAUUCAAAUCAAACUAUAACAUAUUUCCGCAGGUCCAAAGUAAUUACCACCAAGCAACAAUAUGCACUAAUGGUUGAGCUGUUACAGCAAAAGCCUGAAAUGGCGCAGGGUUUUACAAAGUGCCCUAAAGAGGAAGUGGCAGCUUUUUGGAACAACAUGGCCCAAGAACUAAAUAGUGUUGGUCCGCCUAUCAAGGAUAUUUCCAGCUGGAAGAAGGUAUGGCUUGACUGGAAGGCGUAUAUAAAAAGGAAACUUGUUGAAAAUAAAAAGGAGCAGUCAGCUACUGGUGGCGGCAGAUAUAGGCAGCACCAUUUCAACGAAUUGGAGGAAGCGGUGAUAGCACUAACGGCAUUGCAAACAAGUGCAAGUGGCAUUGACAAUACAGUUAGCAUCGGCUUACCAAUUGUAGCCGACGUGGGCAACGAGACGUUAGCUGACGUAUCAAUGCCAUCAGUGACCUGCAGUCCAGCACUGCCUAAAUGUACUACUAGGCCACCGGAAACCUGUACAGCCGAUGUAAUUAAAGAACAAUUUCAAAUUCAAAAAGAUUUUCAGGAAAAGGUCAUCGAAAAGUUGGAUGAUCUUUCAGUACGUAUGCGACGAGUGGGCAGAGCAUUGGAAGUGCAAAAUGAUUUAAAAAAUGCGGAAGUGGAAGAAAUUAGAAGGCACAACAUAGCUAUGGAGAAUUUGAUAGCUGCUAAGAAUUCGAUUAAGCAGCGAAUGUUAGAAAUAGAAGAAAAUAAAUUGCAAGAUAUUAUACUCUGGUAA